AUGCUGGGGCGCAUGGGCACGCCGGCGGUGGUCAAGAAGCUGAGGGUGGCGAGAACGCUGGAGCUAGCGAAAUUGGCCAUAUCGGUAGCAACGACCGACCACAGGCGCGAAAUGGUGGCCAUUCAGUUCCUACGCGACGUGGAACAACGCAGCAUGACUUGUGGAAGAGACUUGUGGAAGAGGCGGCCUGAUGAGAUACCCAACUCGGAGCAAGAGUCGGACAAUGCCAGCGCUGACGCGACUCGACCCAACAAAGUCAGUACUCUGCAGAGAGUCAGGUUAGCUGCACGAGCGGCUACAACGGCACUCGCGAACAGAAAUUGGAAAGCGAUGGGUGGCGAUGCGACAACUCAAUCUGAAAGGCGCAAGACAGUCCAUCCAGUCAACCGGGAUGCAAGACGCGAUAGCCAUGCGCUCGAAACUGCAGUUUAA
Messenger RNA from Cordyceps fumosorosea ARSEF 2679, 432 nucleotides. RefSeq lists its product as hypothetical. NCBI's taxonomy places the organism in Eukaryota, Fungi, Ascomycota, Sordariomycetes, Hypocreales, Cordycipitaceae. Bases 1 to 432 code for a protein of 143 amino acids. The record is from RefSeq and is a predicted model, not a curated record. The transcript has a single exon.